Messenger RNA from Bipolaris oryzae ATCC 44560, 171 nucleotides. RefSeq lists its product as uncharacterized. The annotation marks the transcript as partial. Lineage: Eukaryota; Fungi; Ascomycota; Dothideomycetes; Pleosporales; Pleosporaceae. The record is from RefSeq and is a predicted model, not a curated record. The transcript has a single exon.
AUUAGUAGUUUAAUUUAUUUAAUUAUCUCGACUCGGCCUAAUCUAGUUUUUAGUAUUAAUUAUCUAAUUAGAUAUAUAUCUAAUCUAAGCUUAAAAUGUUAUAAAUAUCCAAAUAAUAUAUUUCUUUAUUUAUUAACUACUAAAGAUUAUAGCUUAGAUUUAACUCUAUAA